This is a messenger RNA of Ostrinia furnacalis (Asian corn borer), 1901 nucleotides long. RefSeq names its product zinc finger protein 593 homolog. The transcript is spliced from 2 exons. Lineage: Eukaryota; Metazoa; Arthropoda; Insecta; Lepidoptera; Crambidae. Gene Ontology annotation, molecular function: nucleic acid binding; zinc ion binding. The record is from RefSeq and is a predicted model, not a curated record. Bases 59 to 514 code for a protein of 151 amino acids.
CUGUGGUUACUCGUUGUCAAACAAAUGUCAAACUGAAACUUGCGCAAAUUCUCUCAAGAUGACAUACAAACGUAAAAAAUACCAUCACGGUGAUACUCAUCUUAAAAAGCGUUGGAGGCUCAGAAAUAGAAAGAAGGACUUGGAUCAAAUUGAUGUAGAUAUAAAAGAAGAAAACGCAGAGAAGCUGUUGAAUCAAGAUGUGGACUUAGAUCUACCUGGUUCUGCCCAGCAUUACUGUCUUCACUGUGCCCGUUACUUCAUCGACGAUCAAGCUUUGACCGAGCAUUUCAAGACAAAAGUUCAUAAACGGAGGUUAAAAGCUCUCGAAUUAGAACCGUACAGCAUCGAGGAAUCCGAAAGAGCUGCCGGCUACGGAAGUUUCAAGCAGCCCUCUAAAAGGAAGAUUGAAACACAAAACACCAAGAAACUCGAUAUAACUGAUAAUGACGGUGAUGCCGUUUUAGAAGAGGAAAGUCCAAUCAAAAAGAAAAAAAUUGAUGAAGAUGCUACAUAGCAGAAUUAUAAAACAUUUCAUAAACAAACAAAACAUUAACUUGACCACGGUACGAUGUUCUGCAUUAUUCAUAAAUGGUGCUAAAGCAUCAGAAAACUUUGUUUAUGUGAUACCACACAUAGAUUUUCCUGAUCGGCUGAAAAACUUAGACCUUGUUAGAGAAGAGCUACAGAAAAGAAAGGCAAAUUUUGACCUAAAUAAAGCACAAAAUCUUUGGGGUGUAUAUGAAGAGCUAAAAGAGCGUAAGUCUGAAUAUGACAAAAUUAAAGAUAACAUAUCCAAAGAACUAGGACAACUGAUGAAAAAUGACCCAGAGGGUGAAAUCACUAAAAAGCUCAAGAUACAAAUUAGUUUAGUUAAAGAAAAUAUUAAAAAGUUAAAAGUACCCUUAUGGUCUGCUGAAGAGGCAGCUAUACUUGAAGCCUUAGAAUUGCCCAACACCCUGCAUCCCCGUACACCAGAAUCUAACAAUGAAGUUUUGUUCACAAACCUCUCACCACCAACUACAAAGAAAGAUCACCUUCAGAUAGGUAAAGAGCUAAAUCUGAUAUAUUUAAAAAAGAAUGAAAAUUAUUAUUUAAAAGGGGAUGCAGCUAUAUUUGAACUUAGUGCUAAGUUUUAUUUUAGCAAUAUUUUGAAAAAGGCUAAUUUUGUACAGUUUUCAAACCCUGAUUUUGUUAAAAGUGUCAUUGUAAAUGGCUGUGGCUUGGACCACACCAAUCCGGACAAUACUUUCAUCCUGCAUCACAAUGAAAAUACAAAAGUGAAUGUCGAUAGUCGCCUGCACCUUACUGGUGGUGGUUCUCUGUGUUCAUUCAUGGCAUACUAUGCAAAGAAUGUGAUACAUGCUAAAGUUUUGCCAUUGAAACUGUUCACUAUGGGCAGGCAGUAUAUACCAUCUCCAUCAGUUGAAGACAGCUUGUUCCAUGUUAGUCAAGCUUCUGUUAUACAAGUCUUUGAAGCAACAAAAAAGUCGGAAGACCUGGAUACAAGUCUCAAUGAACUAAUUGAAAUUUUGAAAAAUUUCUAUAGCAAACUAGGAUAUCAUUUUCGUAUUUGCAUUGUAUCUGCAGACAAGUUGGCCAUGUGGGAAUCAUUAAGAGUUGUGGUAGAAAUGUAUUCAAGUUCAUUGCAAAAUUAUGUUGAAGUUGCAAAUAUCUCCCUCAGUGGUGACUUUAUUAGCAAAAGAUUAAUGUUUACUUAUGUUGAAAACAAACAAAAUUAUUUUCCCCAUAUUUUGUCUGGUACAUUAUUGAAUGUACCUAGAGUUAUUGCUUGCGUUUUGGAGCAAGAAGGCAAUUUUGUUUUACCUAAACAUUUAAAUAUACAAGAAUGGACUACAUAGUGUAAAAACUACUUAAAUGUAUGUAGAUUUUAUGUUAAGAAU